This is a messenger RNA of Hevea brasiliensis (rubber tree), 1234 nucleotides long. RefSeq lists its product as uncharacterized. The coding region runs from base 131 to 979 and encodes 282 amino acids. Gene Ontology annotation, molecular function: fatty acid elongase activity. The record is from RefSeq and is a predicted model, not a curated record. The transcript has a single exon. Gene Ontology annotation, cellular component: endoplasmic reticulum membrane. NCBI's taxonomy places the organism in Eukaryota, Viridiplantae, Streptophyta, Magnoliopsida, Malpighiales, Euphorbiaceae. Gene Ontology annotation, biological process: fatty acid elongation, saturated fatty acid; sphingolipid biosynthetic process; fatty acid elongation, monounsaturated fatty acid.
CACUCAUCACCUCGCACAUUAAAACUCUUGCACUUGUCUACUUCUACAUCCUAUCUUAAGCUUCUAAAACCUCUCCAAGCUCUCUCUACUCUCCUUUCACCACCACCACCACCGCCACCGGUGAGCCGCCAUGGAGUUCCUUUUCCAAACUGUCAAGUAUUGUGUAGUGAACCACCUUAGCAAGAACCCAGUUUUCCCAAUCCUCCAAUAUUGGCUAGUGAACCAUCCAAAUAUUCUCAAUUUCGCAUGGAAACAAGGUGAAACUCCAGGUUCUUCUCUUCUCUUCCUUUCUCUCACCGUUCUCUCCUAUCUCUCUCUCACUUUCCUCCUCUCUCACACAACCCUAAUCUCCUGCAGCCCUCGUUUCCUCAAAAACCUCACAGCCAUUCAUAACAUGAUCCUUCUCUCGCUCUCCUUCGUUAUGGCCCUUGGUUGCACUCUCUCCAUCAUCCUUCUUGCUCCGAACUUGGACUCUGUUGUUUGCUUCCCUAAAAAAACCCCACCUACUGGACCUCUCUUUUUCUGGGCUUACAUAUUUUAUAUCUCGAAGAUUUUUGAAUUCAUGGAUACCCUUUUGAUCAUCUUGAGCAACUCCAUCAGACGGUUGACUUUCCUCCAUGUCUACCAUCAUGCAACAGUGGUGGUGAUGUGCUACAUAUCACUAAACUCCUCGCAGUCUAUGUUCCCUUGUGUACUUGUCACAAAUGCUACUGUACAUGUGAUAAUGUACUACUACUACUUUCUUUGUGCCAUAGGGAUUCGUCCUAAAUGGAAAAAGUUGGUCACAGAUUGCCAGAUUUUGCAGUUCUUUUCAAGCUUUGGGAUCAUGGGUUGGAUUUUCUACUACCAUUUCACUAGUGCGGGGUGCUCUGGGAUGUUGGGUUGGUGUUUCGAUGCUGUUUUCAUCACUUCUCUUUUGGUUUUGUUCCUUGACUUCCAUUCUAAGAACUACUCUAAGAAGAAGGCCAAGGAAAAUUAACUACCAUAUAUAAUCUUUAAAAUGGUUAUAUAUAGAUCUUAUUGGCCAUGUUCUUUCCCUUUUAAUUUCUUAUUUUUAUCUCAAUUAUUUCUAGGGUAUCGACUCGGCAUGCAUGUUCUCACAAGAUACAAUUUAAAUGAUUGUUUAGCCGUUGAUGAUCAUUGUACUCAUAAGUGAAUCAUUGUACUCAUAGGUGAGUCUAAUAAUUGUAGCAUAUAUCUCUCGACUUACUAUAAUAAAUCUAGACUUUAACAA